Molecule: messenger RNA, 1648 nt
Organism: Eptesicus fuscus (big brown bat)
Lineage: Eukaryota; Metazoa; Chordata; Mammalia; Chiroptera; Vespertilionidae
Gene: ZFP3
Product: ZFP3 zinc finger protein
Exons: 1
Coding region: 1-1509 (502 amino acids)
Biological process (GO): regulation of transcription by RNA polymerase II
Cellular component (GO): nucleus
Molecular function (GO): DNA-binding transcription activator activity, RNA polymerase II-specific; RNA polymerase II cis-regulatory region sequence-specific DNA binding
Source: RefSeq, a predicted model, not a curated record
AUGGGGACUGAGAACAAGGAGGUAAUUCCCAAGGAAGAAAUUUCUGAAGAAUCUGAGCCACAUGGGGCAAUAUUAGAAAAACUUCCAAAGGUAGUUUACGAGGGUCACGAGUUUGGAGUGGCAUGUGAAGACAGCUUGUUGGAGGGGCAUUCAAGAGAGUCCACAGAAGAGAUUAUGGAGCAGAUGUCUCCUGAGGAGAGAGACUUCGAAUCAGGGCUGAUUAUCUUUAAGAAAUCACCCUCAAGUGAGAAAGACCAGGAGAAUGAAAGUGAGAGAGUCUGCAGUCCCAGCCCAGACCUGAUUACACAUCAGGGAGAUAUUACAGCACAGACAGUUAGUACAUUUGCUACCUCUGGCCAAAACUUCAUAGAGAAGUUAGAACCUAACAAAACACAGAGAAGUUCUGUGGGAGAAAAGCCUCAUACAUGCAAAGAAUGUGGGAAAUCCUUUAAUCAGAAUUCACAUCUUAUCCAGCAUAUGAGAGUUCAUAGUGGAGAGAAACCCUUUGAAUGCAAAGAAUGUGGAAAAACAUUUGGAACUAACUCAAGCCUUCGCAGGCACCUGAGAAUUCAUGCUGGAGAGAAGCCCUUUGCUUGUAAUGAAUGUGGAAAGGCCUUCAUUCAGAGUUCACAUCUUAUCCACCAUCAUAGAAUUCAUACUGGAGAGAGACCUUAUAAAUGUGAAGAAUGUGGUAAAGCCUUCAGUCAGAAUUCAGCCCUUAUUCUACAUCAAAGAAUCCACACUGGAGAGAAACCAUAUGAAUGUAAUGAAUGUGGGAAAACCUUUAGGGUUAGCUCACAGCUUAUUCAGCAUCAGAGAAUUCAUACUGAAGAAAGAUAUCAUGAAUGCAGCGAGUGUGGCAAAGCCUUCAAGCAUAGCUCAGGCCUUAUUAGACACCAGAAAAUUCAUACUGGAGAAAAACCAUAUCUUUGUAACGAAUGUGGAAAAGGCUUUGGUCAGAGUUCUGAGCUUAUCAGGCAUCAAAGAAUUCAUACAGGGGACAAACCAUAUGAAUGUAAUGAAUGUGGAAAAACUUUUGGCCAGAACUCAGAGAUUAUUAGACAUGUUAGAAUUCAUACCGGCGAGAAGCCUUAUGUAUGUAAAGAAUGUGGGAAGGCCUUUAGGGGGAACUCAGAACUUCUUAGACAUGAGAGAAUUCACACUGGAGAGAAGCCCUAUGAAUGCUUUGAGUGUGGAAAAGCUUUUAGGCGGACCUCCCAUCUUAUCGUCCACCAGAGAAUUCAUACUGGAGAGAAACCUCAUCAGUGUAAUGAAUGUGCAAGAACCUUCUUGGAUAAAUCUGAGCUGCUUCUCCACCAGAAAAUUCACAUUGGAGAGAAACCUUAUAAAUGUAAUGAGUGUGGGAAAACAUUCAGCCAGCAUUCUCAACUUAUCAUACAUCAGAGAAUUCACACUGGAGAGAAGCCUUACGAGUGCCAAGAAUGUCAGAAGACCUUUAGUCGGAGCUCUCACCUCCUCCGACAUCAAAGUGUUCACUGUAUGGAUUGAUUUGCAAAAUAGGAAGGCUUUCUGUGGAAAGGCUGAAGUUAGACUUAUUCAUAACCUACACCCCAAUUUUUCAGAUCAACUGAAUGGACAGAACCUCCUCUGUUCUGGUUUUAAUUUAAACAUUUGGUCAAAUAGUAUG